AUCUCUCGAACAAUCAUACAGCGAGCGGUUACUUAACAAAGAGGGAAAAAAAUAGAACUAAAAUGAUGAAAGGAGCUACUUCUUCAUCAAUGGUUACAGUGUUGUUUAUUGCCGUGGCAAUGAUUCAGCUGGCGGUUGCCGGCCGGCCUGCAGGAGGAGGAGAAGAGGGCAUUAUUAGCUGUGGGCAAGUGGAUUCCUACUUGAUACCUUGCGUUCCUUACCUCACCACUGGCGCCGGCGACCCUGCACCCAAGUGCUGCGACGGAGUGCGUAGCUUGAAGGCCAACACCGCCACCGUGGACGACCGCAGAGCUGCCUGUGGCUGUGUCAAGGCCGCCGCCGGGCGUUACCCGGUGAAGGACGACGCCGCUUCGAGCCUCCCGACCAAGUGCGGGGUUGAUAUUGGUAUUCCUAUCUCCAAGGCCAUUGACUGCCAGACAAUCAACUGAGUCUGAGUAUUGGAACGAUGAAGAAGCUCUAGCAAAGUAAUAACUGUGUGGCGAUGGAUUAAUUAAUGUACUUUAUUUCCUAAAGUUUUUAAGUUGAAUAAAGACUACGAGACUGUACUGAGUUGGGAAUUCUUGCGCCAGCUGAUAUGUGCUGACGUGGGUGUUGGUAACAUGAAAGAGAAUGAUAUUAGAUCCAUUCUUGGAUCUCUUUAAUAACUCAGAGUUAUCAAUUUGUUUCUUAACAAUUGGAUGUGGAACUUAUAUCAUGGAGCAGUUACAACUAUUGAAACAUUAAAACAGAUGGGGUUUUGCUAAAGUCUAAGUAAAUCUAGAUCUAUAGA
This is a messenger RNA of Linum trigynum, 790 nucleotides long. Lineage: Eukaryota; Viridiplantae; Streptophyta; Magnoliopsida; Malpighiales; Linaceae. The record is from the annotation of a GenBank genome assembly.